Molecule: messenger RNA, 4417 nt
Organism: Myotis davidii
Lineage: Eukaryota; Metazoa; Chordata; Mammalia; Chiroptera; Vespertilionidae
Gene: ZBTB39
Product: zinc finger and BTB domain containing 39
Exons: 2
Coding region: 615-2747 (710 amino acids)
Biological process (GO): regulation of cytokine production; regulation of immune system process; negative regulation of transcription by RNA polymerase II
Molecular function (GO): protein binding
Source: RefSeq, a predicted model, not a curated record
AGACAAUGCCCGGAGCGCCCGGCGAAAGUUGGGAGUUAGUGGAGUGUGCGGGUGGAGAAGGGCUGCCGCGCAGGACCGGAGCCGGCAGACCGGGGCCCCUCCCUCGGGAUGCAGGCUCCGGGAAAGGUGUGCCGAGCAGGUCUAGGACCUGCACAGCGAGGUGUUUUCUCAUGGCAGCAAGCGAACCUCUUAGUUCUUGCCAACAUGAGCAGGAAACCUGGGGAGGGUGGCGGACAGGCGUCCCGCGUAUCUAAGAUGCCAUGGUUGCGUUCUGCUUGGCUCGACUCCUCUGGGCUCUGAAGCAUUUUAACUUCAUCCACAGCUUACCAGGAGUGUGGCAGCUCAGCGUCUGAGUGGCCCUGGGUUAUGGAGAGGAGAGAGAGGCAGGUAGCACAGGCGGGGAGAUAGGAACUCGAGAGCGAGCAGGAGAUUUCCUUGGGCUGAAAGGACACAGUGUUAGAAAGCCAAAAGGUGGAGGGAGCAUCCCCAGCAGCGAAAGGCGCGUUGUUAACUGCAGAUUUUAUGUGCAGGACAUUUGACGGCGUAAGGGAAGAGAACAUGCGUCAUGAGAUUAACCGUGCUGAUAAGGAGGCAACUUCACAGGAGCUGCUAAGAUGGGCAUGAGGAUCAAACUACAAAGCACCAACCACCCCAACAACCUGCUGAAGGAACUCAACAAGUGCCGGCUCUCGGAGACCAUGUGCGAUGUCACCAUCGUGGUGGGGAGCCGCUCCUUCCCGGCCCACAAAGCUGUGCUGGCCUGCGCAGCUGGCUACUUCCAGAACCUCUUCCUGAAUACUGGGCUCGAUGCCGCCAGGACCUAUGUGGUGGACUUUAUCACUCCCGCCAACUUCGAGAAGAUUCUGAGCUUUGUCUACACAUCUGAGCUCUUCACAGACCUGAUCAAUGUUGGGGUGAUCUACGAGGUAGCUGAGCGUCUGGGUAUGGAAGACCUCCUCCGGGCCUGUCACUCCACCUUCCCUGACCUGGAGAGCACUGCUGUGGCCAAGUCCCUGACCAGCACCAGUGAGAGCCACUCGGGCACCCUGAGUUGUAGCUCAGCAGAACCUGCCCAUCCCCUUGGAGAACUCCGGGGUGGCGGGGAGCCCUUUGGUCCUGAUAGAAAUUAUGUUUUGCCUAGUGAUGCUGGAGGAAGCUAUAAAGAUGAAGAGAGAAAUGUUACCAGUGACUCUCACCAUAGCCUGCCCCUGCCACAGCAGCCACUGCCGCCAAAGACGGAAGACCAUGAUAAUCCUGCUCCUUUCACAUCUGUACCUAAUGUGGUGACCCAGCCAGCCCUAGGCACGGCCAGCAUGGGCAUCCAAACCAGCACAAGCUCCUGCCAGCCAUACAAGCUUCAGAGCAAUGGAGACUUCAGUAAAAACAGCUUCUUCCCCCCGGACCAUGCAAUAGACAUCACCACUGGGACCAACUCCUGCCUGAGCAAUAGCGACCACUCCAAAGACCCAGGCUUUGAGCAGAUGGACGACCUCCAGCUGGAGGACCUGGGGGAGGACGACCUGCAGUUUGAAGACCCCACCGAGGAGAUCGGCACAGCUGAGGUGAUUGAGCUGAGUGAUGACAGCGAGGAUGAGCUGACUUUCGGAGACAAUGACAACCGGGAGAAUAAGGCCAUGCCCUGCCAGGUGUGCAAGAAAGUUCUGGAGCCCAACAUCCAGCUGAUCCGACAGCACGCUCGGGACCACGUGGACCUGCUGACAGGCAACUGCAAGGUGUGCGAGACCCACUUCCAGGACCGAAACUCCCGGGUGACCCAUGUCCUGUCUCACAUUGGUAUUUUCCUCUUCUCCUGCGACAUGUGUGAAACUAAGUUCUUUACCCAGUGGCAGCUGACGCUCCACCGACGGGAUGGAAUAUUUGAGAACAACAUCAUUGUCCACCCCAAUGACCCCCUGCCGGGGAAGCUGGGCUUGUUUUCGGGGGCAGCCUCCGCCGAAUUGAAAUGCGCUGCCUGCGGGAAGGCUCUGGCCAAAGAUUUCCACGUGGUCCGGGGCCACAUCCUAGACCAUCUGACCUUGAAGGGCCAGGCCUGCAGCGUCUGUGACCAGCGCCACCUCAACCUCUGCAGCCUCAUGUGGCACAUGCUCUCCCAUCUCGGCAUUUCGGUCUUCUCCUGCUCUGUCUGUGCGAACAGCUUUGUGGACUGGCAUCUCCUAGAGAAGCACAUGGCUGUGCACCAAAGCCUGGAAGACACCCUCUUCCGCUGCCACUUGUGUAGCCAGAGCUUCAAGUCGGAGGCUGCCUAUCGCUACCAUGUCAGCCAGCACAAAUGCAGCAGCGGCCUUGACCCCCGGCCUGGCUUUGGGCUGCAGCACCCAGCUCUCCCGAAGCGGAAGCUGCCGGCAGAGGAGUUCCUGAGUGAGGAGCUGGCUUUACAGGGCCAACCUGGGAACAGCAAGUAUAGCUGCAAGGUCUGUGGCAAAAGAUUUGCCCACACGAGUGAGUUCAACUACCACCGGCGGAUCCACACGGGCGAGAAGCCGUACCAGUGUAAGGUGUGCCACAAGUUCUUCCGAGGCCGCUCGACCAUCAAGUGCCACCUGAAGACGCACUCAGGGGCCCUCAUGUACCGCUGCACAGUCUGUGGCCACUACAGCUCCACCCUGAACCUCAUGAGCAAGCACGUGGGUGUGCACAAAGGCAGCCUCCCACCCGACUUCACCAUUGAGCAGACCUUCAUGUACAUUAUCCAUUCCAAAGAGGCGGAGAAGAGCCCGGACAGCUGACUGGGUCCCACCGGAGCCAAGGGGAGCUCCCAGGUGGCAGCCAGGACAUUGACUUUCUAGUGGCUGUUCAUCCCACCCUAGCCGAAGUUACAGUUUUGCCUUGCUGGGAAUUCUGUUCUGUCCUGCGUUUAAAGAAGAAAAAAAGAGAAUAGCACAUGAGCUGUUACUGUUUUAGAGAAGCAGCGGCCCUAUCAUGUUUACCUCCUGACCUGUUCUUGCCCAUGAAGGGCUGUGUUUUUUAUUCUUUUGAGGCUGGUCUUGGGAUCUCGUCAGGCAGCUGGUGUCAGCUAGAUCCCCUUCCCCAGCCUCUCGAGUUUUAUGCUGCUAAGAACCCAACCGACAGCUUCACUGAAGAGAGGAGGUGGAGAGAGUUCUCACUGUGGGUGUAAUGCCAGACCUCCAUCGGGGACCACCAACUGUGAGAGCGUUUGGCAGUGUGGUCAUUUAGAAAAGACUAGUCAGCAGGGCAGCUCACCUCAGGUCCCCUUCCCGGCCCUCAGCAGGGAAAAGGCAACAGGGAUAGAGGUGCCUGUUGUUCCACGCCUCUAAUCUGCUGACUGGACAGUAAGAUCUUUGGGAAGCUAGAUCCAAACUGGGGACUAAGCUUUCUAUUUAGAUCAGAAAGCUUUGGGAUGAGUCCUGGCCAGGGCCACCAGAAAAGGUCCUGCAGGGCCACCAGAAGUGGCAGCCUGGACUGACAGGAAGGGAGGUUUCUCUUUUCUCCUCAGUUCCAAAGAAACAUGAUUUCAUGGAGUGAUGGCCCAGGGCAUCAGGCCUUCCCUGUGGGGCAAAGAGGACAGGGAGCCAUUUGAUAUAGUCCGUCACGUGUCAUCUGGUCACCUCCAUCAACUGUGAGUUUUCUGUUGGGGAAGUGGGGUUGUCUCUGACAGCAGCAGCAUUGCCUUAAUUUAUAUCCUGUCUCUCGCCUAGAAGUGUGUUUGACCCGUAGUGUAGAUGAGAAGACCCCACGAGGUGGAGUGAUGGACUGGAAGCCCUUCAGGAUUAAAGGGACCAAUGAUGACUGGUGGUGUGUAGCGGGAUGCCUCUCUGUCCCAGUUGGGUAACCUGUUUUGUGCAACUGGGCAGGAGCUCUGGCAGCUGACUUUUGACCUGCUGGAAUUUAUCCUGAUCUGUCUUUGUGUUGCCGCCAGUGGGCGCUAUUGGCUGACAGCUCGGUCAGGCCCUCCCUCGGUAGCUGGGAAACAUUUCUGCCCAGCCCUGGGGGCUUUGUUGUUAGUUGGCUUUUGAGGGGGCCCUGCCCAAAGAAGGCUUGAAUGCGAGGGCUCUUGACCUCACGUACUCAUUGGCUCACCUCUGUACACACUACCUCACCUGCUCAGGCCAGCGCUGGGAGUCCCUGAGCUAGGCCCUGACACUGCUCCUGGUGGGACUCAGCAGCACCCCGGGCUGUUUCACAAGCAAGUGGUUUUAAUGAACUCACAAAGCCUUUUUGGACGUUAAUAUUUAUUUAUUUUUAUGUUUGUAUGCAUAUUACCCAGCAUCUCUUUUGGAAAAGAGACUUCAGGAAAAUGAGUUUCUCCCCAGCAAGGAGCCAUGUCCAGGGGAGAAUCCUGGCCAGAAGUUUGGGAAAUAGGCUAGAACUGGGGGAGAACGUUUCAAGCCUUUAAACAGGGCAAAUUCUUUUUGUUCUCCCCAGAUAGGCGCUUACA